AUGCACUACAAAACGCAUAACACCUGGAUUAAGUGGGCCAUGACGAAGGCGAGAUGGAUUCUGAGCAAGGUGACACAUGCAUUCCGCAGGUCCGGAGCGCAACAACUCCAUGACGACGGUUGCUCCGACAACGAUAUCGGCACUCUGGACGGAUGGGCGCAGGGGGAGUUGUGGAGGUGCUAUGUGUUCGGCAUUCCGUUCAAGCCGGUUUGGCUGCUGGCAGGAUUCAGCGGGGAUCGUGGAGACUACUACAUCGGCAGAGCCCGCGCCAAGCUUCCGCGGCAUAAGGAUAAGGAGAAGGAUGAGUGGUUGCAGCUCUUGGAUCUCUUGAGGCUUCACAUUUUCCCCUGGGUCGAAAAGGAAAAGAAGAUGCAGAAGAUGCACCUCACCGCCAAUAUGCUCAGGGAGGAGCUUGGGAUUUUGAGAGGACGUGAAAUGCAGUUGGCGAUGGAGAACGCUGAACUGAGGGAGAAACUCGCCGCUGAGCGAGAGGACAAGGCUCGGGUCAUUGUAGAGUUCGAAGCAUACAAGAGGUCUGUUGCGGCCAGGGAUGACGCGGCAAACACCUCUGCAGAGAUCGACGGAUCGUCGAAGAGCGCGGGAACAGGAGCAAACCAGGCAACGGACGCAUCCAAAGCACCAGUUGCCGUGGAAGAAUUCUUCGUCGUGGUCGUUGUGUCUUGGCGCGAAGCCACCACUGUUGCUGCUGCCUGGAAAGUGUGGGUGCAGCCAAGCCUCAUCAUGGGGGGCAGGUCACUGCGCGAAGUCUUUGCAGAGUUCGACCGGAAUAAGAAGAAGAACAAGAAUUCCAGCUUCAUCACCGCAUAUUCCCGGUUCGCUGACAAAGGUACGCCCGGGAUGGCUGUGGGUGCAUGCGAGCGAAAGAUGCGUUGCGUGCAUCGUGUCAUGGUUUCCGUGGAGACGCUAAGAAAAGACAGCUCCGAGGCGGCGACCGCAACGGCCAUUAAGCUGCUGGACGAGGCUUUACUCGUGUGCAAUUUCACGGAAUUCACCAACGGCCUGGCGGUGCUCCAUGAGACUCCGCCCAUCAAGAAACAGAAGACCGGUUCGUCGACGGAAAAGAGGACCGUCAACGACUUGGCGCAACGCAGAGUGGGCUGGCUGUUAGUCAAGAAGGGCCUUCGCAACCAGGAGUGGGCAACUUCGCUGUUUGGGGAUGAUGAGUGGGAGGAGAUCCACAAGGAACACAUGGCGCAGGAGAAGGUGGAAGAGGAGAAACAACGAACCGCUGCGGCGAAGAAGGCGGAACAGGAAAAGGCGAAGGGCGAAGCGUCGAAACGCUAG
Molecule: messenger RNA, 1305 nt
Organism: Closterium sp. NIES-65
Lineage: Eukaryota; Viridiplantae; Streptophyta; Zygnematophyceae; Desmidiales; Closteriaceae
Source: the annotation of a GenBank genome assembly